This is a messenger RNA of Teleopsis dalmanni, 4038 nucleotides long. RefSeq lists its product as uncharacterized. Gene Ontology annotation, molecular function: nitric-oxide synthase binding. The coding region runs from base 486 to 3842 and encodes 1118 amino acids. NCBI's taxonomy places the organism in Eukaryota, Metazoa, Arthropoda, Insecta, Diptera, Diopsidae. The record is from RefSeq and is a predicted model, not a curated record. The transcript is spliced from 6 exons.
AUCGACACAAGUGAAUAAACUUUGCGAAGGUGUGAACUGGAUAGAUAUAUGCUUGAUGAAAGUUUUAAUUAAUAUUAAUAGUUUCAAAAUUGUUAAAUCAACAAUUAAAAAGCAAGCACUUUAGUAAACAAUAAUAACAAUAAUAAGUGAUGAGAAAUUUCUAAUAUAAUAACUAAAAUCCAAUGUACGUCCUUCAACUUUAUUAGCAAAUCACGGAAAAAUAUUUUGCUGAAAUCUCACACAAUUGGCAACGUUUAUGUACGAAUGAAAUUUGACAACUUUAAUUUAAUAAACGAAAUAGAGAAUUUAAAUUUAAUUAUUAAAAUAAGUAUGCAACAAAAACCAGAUUGAAGGCACAAGUGAAAUUUAUAUUGCUUGCAGUAUUUUAAGAGAGGCGUCGAUUUAAUGUUACCUUGCAGGGUACGUUGUAUUUUACAAGAAACUUUGAACUUGAAUGGACUAUUGGUGUGUGUAAAUUUGCAAAAAUGAAGCAAGAUAUGGCAGCACCCAGUCUAAUGAGAAAAACAAAUUCUAAAAAUCAACCCACAACUACGCCUCCAGCUAAACGUAGUUUGUGGCGCAACCGUAGCACAUCGGAGGGACCAAGCGUAAACCGUAGUCCGAUUACAAAAGCAUUCGAUUUUCUACCUUGGACACGUAGCAAAAAAACAACUGAAAAACCUACUACUGCUAUCACAACACGCACAAAUUUAAUACAAGAUGAGAAAAAAGACAGCACUGCACACUACCAUCGCAAUAUAUUUCGUAGUGGCGGUGGAGUGAUACGUGAUAUACUUAGUGAUAAAACUAAUAAGGAAAAGGUGUCUGAUUCCAGUAGCAACAAUUCAAAAAAGGACACACAACGCAAGACUAAACAAAUAAUAGCACGCAAUAAAAGCUUAGACAUAAAUGAGCUAAUCGAUUGUGUUGAAAAACAGGAUGCAGCUGAGAAACAGAUACAUGGUCGCUCUACGUUUAUAGAUGAUACAUUCAUCGAAAAUAUUAUAAGAAAUAGAAAUGAUUAUCGUUUAAAUUUGGCAGCAGCAGAAGAUGAUGAUGAUUAUUUUUUUGGUAGUAAUGAGCUGGAUCAUCAGGAUGGCUAUAAUACUAAUGGUAUACAGUACCAAAAUGAUGCGCAAACACAUUUCGUCAACGAAUCAGUACACAGUAACAUCACUACUACUAGAAACACAACCACAUCCAUUAGUACAAACGCUACUCACACUGGUGAUUUGCAUAGUCACAACAACAAACACAUACUCUUCAAUGAUGAAAAUACUGUGUAUUUAAUAAAAAAGGAACUUCCGGUCAAUCAGGAAAUAAGUAAGAGUAUAGGAUACACUGGACACACUAAAGGUAAUAGAAAAUUAUCACCAAAUCAUGACACUAAUUAUGAAAAGGAAGGUGUGCAAAAUGAACAUUCAGAAAAUUCUGUACUUAAAGCGCGGCUCAAACUAAAAAAGCUGUCACUAGAAACAACACCAAAGUCAACAAAGUCUACAGCAAUAGAUAUAAUGGACAAUAAUCAUGCUGUGUCGGGAAGUUAUUCAAAUCAACGUAAUUAUCACCCAUCAAAAGCGUUAAACGAUACUUGUAGCAAUAUUAUCGGAAAACGUAGUUUACUGCAGCGACAAAAUACUUCGCCAAUAGAAACCUAUCCCAAUCUAAUAACGACACCUGAGCUCGGCCGACGCCAUAAUCAACUUUAUCAGCGCUCUGAGCAACGCGUGCAAAUGCGACGAAGAAAAUCAUUAACUGAUGGUUUUUAUGAUAGCGCACAAUUCGAUAAUAAUGGCGCUACGAGCAACUUGUCGAGUGGUGCUGGUGUCAUGACUUUUGAACGCCCUAAAACUGACAAACCACGCAAAAAGCUGUCGUUUCGUGAACCUGUUGUAGCGGAAAGGAAUAGAACACGUCGUCUUAGCUCACCCACCCAGCACAGCCAUUGUGGUACACACAGUGGUGGUUGUGGUGUUUGUGGUGGUAAUAGUAAAGUUGUUCCAGUUGGUGGAGCUGUGGAUGGCGGUUAUAUAGAAGUGCCUACUACUCCUACUGCUGUGGUUAUUAAAAGUGGCAAUAAUGGCAACUGUGAUAAUUUAAGCAAGUCACCGGCUCAAGAUAGUCGCUUUGCAAAAUGCAAUAAUAUGUCAGGCGAAACACCAGGUUGUGGUUUUAUGGAUAAUAAUGAAUUUGAGUCACAAGCAAUGCGCAUUGUUCGCACAGUCGGCCAAGCCUUCGAAGUAUGUCACAAAUUUAAUCUUCACAAAAAUUCCGUGGAUCAUAACGAUGAACGAUCAGAUGCCUCAUCGGAGCUGCUUGACGUAGAUCGCAUAUCGGAGCAGCAGUUAAGCGAUGAUGAGAUUGGAAAGAAAGAGCAAUUAACUGUAACGCCAGAUAUCAAUCCACCACAGAGACCAAACUAUUUGGAAUUGGUACCACAAACAAAUCUGAAUGUACGCAAAUCUGGAAGUGUUUUGACUGAUGAUGACAAAUCGCCCACCACACCCUCUUCGCCUAGUCGUGAAAUAAUGAAACUGAAGGAACAACUUGAACAACAGGCGCUGCAAACGCGCCAAACUAUGGCGCAAUUGCUUUUUGUGCGUGAGCAGUUAAUUUCGGAGACGAAUCUUCGUAUGGAAGCUCAGGCACGCACACAACAAUUGUUGCAGCAAAAUCGCGAAUUACUCGAGCAUUUGGCGUCUUUGGGUGGUUACACUGACCAACAAACUACGGGGCUGACAUCGGCCAAUAUUGCUAUGGCGCCACAGAGUCAGUUGCCCAUCCUUCUACAGACUGCAAGUAACAACAAUAACUUGGCUGCCAUUAAUCAACAAAUUAACAAUUUGGGAUCAUUAAAUCAACAAAUAACAACGUUGAGCCAACAGCUCAGCGGCCUCAAUCAACAAAGUCAAAAUUUACAAAAUUUUCAAAAUAUCAAUGCAAAUUUAACGCAGCAGGCACAACAAAAUUCCCAACAACAACCACAAACAUCACAGCCACUCACACCACCCACACCCGCCACAAUAUUACAACAAUCUCAGCUGCAUUUGAAUGUAUCUACUGCCAAUAAUAACAAUAAUACUGGCACACUUUCCACCAGUCCAUUUCACUCGAUGAAUCAAUUGCAGAACAUCAAUAGUCAAUUGCAUCAGUUGAAUCUGCAAAGUACCCAACCACAGCAAGAUACAGCUAACAAGGAUCUAUUUCAACUAAAUCAAGAACUAUUGAAUCGUAUUCAAGCUCUUAAUUUAGGGGCAAGCACAUCAACGUCACUUGCAUUGCGAGCUUCUCCAUUACCCGGAACGGUUACACCACAGACAUCACAAAAUUCCUAUUUCUUUGUUAAUCCAAUGUCAUGCAGUCCAUCGAAUAAUAACAAUAAUUUUCUGAGUACAUCUAGUCUGCUUAGUAAUUUAACGCCUUCGCCAAUGGGCACAUUAAACAGAAAUUCAUACUCAAAUAGUCCAAUCACCGAUGAAAUGCGUUUAAGCAUUGAUAAAAAUUUAAAUAAUCUAGAUGAGCAAAUGAUGAAAAUAAAUGCUGCAGUUUCCACUAGCAACAUCGCAACCACAUCCGGUACGCGGGAAAGUAGCUCGCAUUCAUCAUCCACACUGGACUCGCCAUCAUCACGUCCUAAUUGUGCUAAUAUCAACAACAAUGAGCAGCGCUUUAAUACGGUCAUGCUUAAAGUGACCGAUGAAGCUGGUAAUGUGACAAAUCAACGUAAGCUUUCAGCUACACCCAGUUUUAUAACACGUAGCACUAGUGAGAAAGUGCCUAAUCGGAGUCAAAUGAUGAGCCACGUACAAAGAACCGCUUGGGCGAGGCACACUACUAAAUAGGAAUACCAGAAAUUUUACUAAGGCUGUAAACACCAAUAGCUCAUUAAGUGUAGAAAACUUAACCUCUUUUAACCAAAAAACAUUUUUUUGAAUUCAUAAGUAUUUUUCGAGGUUUUACCAAAUAUUAAAUAAUCUGUAAGGUUUAAUAUUAAAAUGUCCUUCUAAAAAGCCUUGCUCACAUUAGUAAAUGCAAUUA